AAAAAAAAUGGAACAAAAAUAAAAUGGCGCAUGUCAUUGACAUAUCAACCAAUUUGUUUUCUAAUUUGCUAUGAAUGUGUUUUUACUGUUUAAAUUAUAAGUAUUUUGUACUAUUAUGUCUUCUAAUAACUUGUCGUCAGUGUUAAAAUCAUGUUCAGAAGGAGAGCUUAUAAAUGAAGUAUCGGAAACCACAAUGACUCCCAAGCAAGUGGAAGGGUCUCGAUUAAAACGUACUUUUACCUUGCCCCGGAAUCCCUUUGGGACAGCAAAACCUAAUACUAGCAAGAACAAAAGUAGUACUAUGGACAGCAAACCUUCAAGCGCGAGUUCUGUGUCUGGGGAAGCGCCAAAAGAAGAAAGUGGGUUCGAAAGGAAAUUGUUCAGAAGACCAUCAUGGAAGAGGUUUUUGAGCAAAAUAGCUCAGCAUAUGAGUACAGUGAACGUUUCCGGGGUGAAACCAGCUCCAGUAGUGUCGAGUGGAGAGCGGGUGCCGUGCAGCGGGGAGCCGCCGUGGCCGCCGGGGGCCACCCCCGCCGCCACCGGCAUCAAGAACCACGGGAACACUUGCUACAUGAACGCGGUCCUACAGUGCCUUUCUCACACAGAUGUCAUAGCCGAAUAUUUCGUACUAGACCACUACAAGGUGGACCUUCAGAAGAGGAAUAAGAUAAACUCCAAGAAGUAUGGUACUCGGGGGGAAGUGACGGAGCAACUCGCCUCACUGCUAAAGGCUCUGUGGGCCUGUCGGUACACGCCUGACUUGAGCACUGCUUUCAAGGGAGUGGUGGAGCGUCACGGCACCCAGUACCGAGGGAACAGUCAGCACGACGCACAAGAGUUCCUGUUCUGGCUUCUGGACAAAGUACAUGAAGACUUAAACACUGCCACUAAGAAACGAUAUAAGACUAUAAAGAACACAUGCGGCAAGCCGGACGAGGUGGUGGCGGCGGAGACGCUCGCCAACCACGCGCGUAGGAACAGCUCCUUCGUGCAGGCCGUGUUCCAGGCGCAGUACCGGUCAGCACUGACAUGUGCCCAGUGCGCGCGCACGUCGUGCACGUUCGACCCGUUCCACUGUGUCAGCGUUCAACUGCCGCCGCGCGCGCCCGCCGCCGUGCCGUCGCCGCUGCCCGUUCACGUGGUAUACGUGAACCAGCUCCCCCGACAAGUGAAGAUCGGCGUGGAGCUGGCGGCCGCCGCCACCAUGGAGGAGCUGGCGGCCGCGCUGCACUCCGACACCGGCAUCGAGAGGGACCACAUCGUGCUGGCCGAGGUCAACGACCAGGGUUGGAGCUCCGCGCGCGCAGCAUGGGAGCCGGCGGGCACGGACGGUGGAGCUCUAUACUGCGUGGAGGCGCCCCCGCUGCUGGGCGCGCCGCCCGCGCCCUACCUGCUGCUGCUGUGGAUCAACCUGCUCGACGACAGGCGCUUCGGCUCCCCCUACGCGAUGCAAGUCCCCCGAGAGACCUCCUACGCUGACCUCCAGAAGCUGAUGCUGAAGGAGAUGUCAGGAGUAGUGGCGGAGCGUGUGCUGGAAGAAGCACAGACGACGGGGAUCUACCGCGCGCGCCUCGCGCCCAACACAUACCUGCAGCCCGAGUUGCCGCACCCGCUGUUCGCGCUGGACGUGGAGCAGGCGUUGGUGUCCCACGAGAAGUACCCCUACCUGCGCCUCGAGCUGCUGUGGGACGCCACCCACAGGGACAGCAUAAUCCGCGACUCCGAGGAAUCGUGCGAAGUACACGUGUCUGCGCACGCGCCGGCCUCGCUCACUCUCGACGCGUGUCUACUGCACUACACGAGGGCCGAGCAACUGGCGCAGGAGGACGCGUGGAGAUGUCCGCAAUGCCAGAGGUACAUGCCGGUGGUGAAGACGCUCGGGCUGUGGUCUCUUCCCGAUGUAUUGGUCAUACAUCUCAAGAGAUUUAGACAGCAAGCAAAAUGCAGAACGAGCACAAAACUGACCACAAUGGUCGAGUUUCCCCUCAACGACUUCGACAUGACACCUCACCUGGUGCGGCGCGGGGACUCCCCCGCCCGGCGAAGACCUGACGAUGACCACAUGUACGACCUGUUCGCAGUCUGCUACCACCACGGAGACGACCUGGAGACAGGCCACUAUACGGCAGCAUGCAAGAAUCCCUACGACAACCACUGGUAUAAGUUCGACGACUCCAGAGUCGCACUGGUCGAAGAUGACAAUGCUUAUACCGAACUGGUCAACAAUACUGCGUAUAUGCUGUUUUAUAAAAGGAAAAAACCUAAAGUGACGCACUCAUGUUCGGUUGAUAACCAAUCAGGGCACUGGGCGUUGCGCAUGCCGCGGCCCGCGCGCAAGCUGAGCGAGCCAAUCAACGAGCUCACAGAAGUUAAGGAGGAGAAUGUAGACGCCAUCAUAGAGUGUCCUAUAAAUGAGGGCGAAUCGGAGUCUGAAAUCACCGCUCCAACACACAGCCCGUCUCCCUCCCACAGUGUCGCCAGCCUGCCUGAUGAUGACGUCACAGAACACACAUCUCCAGAAAGAGUCACCACAACCAUAGUGCACACAAACGUCAUACAAUCCCCUACCCUUCAGCGACCUCUGGUGGUCGAAGUGAACGGCAACGUAACAGACGACGCGAGCGAGACAGAAAACGAGAGCGUGUCCAUCGAACCGUACAUACACAAAGACGUGCACGUCAACCCUAAAAUGACGCCAGUGGAUUCGCGGCGGCCGCGAUCCGUUGACUACCCGUCUAAACCCACGGCUGGUGGUAGCAGGGACGCUAAUAGAAACUACGAGAGUUCCCCGCUAGUGGCCAGUAUUAAUGGCGUGGAGUAUCACCCGACUACGGAGGAUCUAGUGUUGUCCAUGUUCCAGGAGACCAAGUUCAUAGUGCCGCGGCAUGGAGGACACUUGACCGCUGAUACUCAUAGGACUGGGGAAAAGGCACCAGUAUGGAAAACGCGCAUCUCCACAUGAGGACUGCGGGACAAAGCCUAGUUAGUACUAAUAGAGUUAGUUCAAUUGACACAUUUCAUAUACUUUGUAGCCCCGACAUCGACAUCGACACUAGAUCUGCGAGUUAAAUUCAGCUGACUGUUAAAUUACAUGUAUCACAGCCCAGUUUAUUUAGCUUUUGUUUACAAUGUCUAGUUCUAGUUCAAAUUAACAGCCUUUGGCCUUUUAGGGAUUUGUAUGUUAAGUAUACAGUUUCUGUAAAGUGUCGAUAUUAAAGCAGUUAAAUCAUUGAUUAGAUAGCGUAUAAUAACCACGAUUUUUAUAACUUAUAUUUCUUUAUAAAUACUGUUUACUGCCACGCAGAGAACUUCGUUCUUCGAACAUUUAACUAAAUAUUUAUUUGGCAGCUCUUAAUUAUAAUUUAUUUAGUAUUUAAAAAACAGUUGGAUUAUUUCUUUGUAUGUAUGUACCAAAGAUAAUAAUAUACUCACGGUAUAAUUUGACAAUCAUGACUUGUUUAAAAUGUUUAUUUUAUGUACGUUGUAUUAUAAUAUUAAUUUAUUUUAUAUGUGUACCUAUGAUGUUUCGUAAUCUUAGGUAGAUAUACGUUUAAAUGUGUAAGUAUAAAAACGAAGUGUACAUUUAAAGCUAUAAGCUGCUUACAGACUGAGUCGAAUUCUCAGGAGACCAUGAGGAUCUGUUGUAAAAAUUUAAUUAGACCCAGAGUAGUUACUUUCCUUUAUCAUUAUGACAAAAACUAGUUACAGUUGGUCUUUGAAGUCAAGUUCUAGCUUCUGGUGAGCAUAAUCAAGCGAAAAUAUAUUAUUUCUUUAUUAACAUUGUUUACAUUAAAACUUAUAAAUAUUGUUUUCAUUAGCACACAUAGCACGGGUCACAAGACCAGCUUGACAAGACGUGGUUAAAGUUUUGUGUUCGCUCAUAUCGCGCGGCUUGGAGGGGCAGCGAAACUUACUAAUAGCGUAGUAGCUUGUCCCGUGCUAGGUAUGCAGAUGUAAACUUAGGUAACGUUAGGAGCGUUCGACUCAGCCUGUAUGCUACCAUACGUAAGUUUUGGGCUUGAUAGUAUCUUAAAAAUAUUGUACCACAUUUGUGCCUUUGCCCAUGGUCGGAUGUUGUGAUAGGUGACUCGCGCGUGAGUAGACUGGCGAGUCGCUUGUAAUGAGACGUUUCGUAUGAAAAAUACAAUACAUUUGAUAGUUUUGUGUAACUUUCAGCUUUGUAACUCUUUUCAGCUAGGAACGGUUUUUAAACGAACGAAGAAUGAUCCUUUCGUUGCUUUUGAAAUGUUGAUUUCUGCUCGUUGAUAAACGAGUACGAUUGAUUUAAUUAGACAAAAAAAUAGGUAUCUGUAAAUUUUAUGUGUUUUCUUUGAAAAUUUGUCAGAUUGAGAUUGAGUUGUCCUAAGUUGUAACAAGAUCAUCAAUGAAACUAACCUGAACUUUGUACUUGUUAGCUGAAAAUGGUUAUAAUCAGUUUUAUAAUCAGUGUCUCCAGUCGUACAAAUUUUGUAUAUGAAACGUCUACUAAUUAGGUAGUUAGUACGUAUAUAUGAAUUGAUUACUUACUCAUAUUAUAGUUAAAGUAUACUCUAGAAUGAAACAGUUAAGAUGUCAAUUGGCCGCCGACUACAUGGGAUUGCAGCAGACGGCGUGUCUCAACAUCACUACUGGGGGUCUAGCAUAGGUUUGAUAGUUUGGCGAAAACUAUAAAAGUUUACGUUUUCUCGCCUACUAAGUGGCGCCUCUUGCGUAAACUGUCAUGAAACUUUUGACAGAUAAUGUAUGCGGAUGACAGGAGAAAUCGUAAACUUUUUUAGUUUUCAAAAUAGCAAAUCCCAGAGGCCCUGGUUUCUAUGUAUUUUAUUGACAGGUCGUCGAGCGUCAUGUCGCUAGCUACCAAAUGAAUCCCAUAGAAACCAGGUGAAUCCCAUAGAACCCAGGGGGUUUACUCUCUAAAUGGUUCGUCGAUUUAGAGAGUAACCCUCCAGCAGUGACGUUGCGAUACUACAUUGUGUGCUGCUACCUCAUGUCCGCCGCCAAUUAGCACCUUUAGACUUUAACAUGUCCUCGUUGUGACGUGUUGGAAUUGCUUAUUUUCUUUUUUAAUACAUGAUGUUGAAAGCGGCUUCCAGUGAUGUUUGCAAGGUAAAAAUGUGAUUUAACAAUAUAUAUUCAAGGUACAGAAUGUAUUGUAUAUAUCGGCCGUUAUAUUAUUUAUGGAUCACAAAAUUGUAAAUAAAAUAAAACAAUCUAAGUAUAAUUUGAUUGGUGAAACUAAUGUAAAUAGGAAUAGGUAUUUGAAAAUUAUUUUGAUACUUGCACCUAGCUGUGGUAUGCACAUUUGAUAUGGUUUUUUUAUAUUAAGUAUAAUAGUUUCUAAAAGACAUCUUUUGUAAGUUCACAAUUUGUUUUCAGUGUAAUUGGCCUAAUAUUAGUAUUUGUGAUCCAUUAUACUCGUAUAAUUUUGUUUAUUUAUAGGAAAUACCUACUUUGGUCAUAUCUUUCCUGCUUAAUUCAGUCUGGAAUAUAAGAAUAUAAUCUAAACAGAGUGGAUUUUAUCAGUGAAUGUAAAAAGGUACUGAACGAUAAUGUGUUAAAACGAAAUUAAGCAAAUUAAAAUUGUCACCAAAAUCACAAAGUCAUCCAAGUAUGCAUGAAAAUAUUGUAUUGAUGCUUGACCACUAAUAAAUAUCCACUCUUACUGUAUAUUCGAAGUUACGUACGUUAACACGAAAUACUAUUACUAUCUAAAUAGAUGUAAAACAGGGUGUACUUACUUAGAAAAGUAAAAUAAUGUCUUAAAUUUCGAAUAUGACAUGGAAAUAUCACAAUUCACAAUAUCGUAAAAAAUACCCGUAACAUUAAACGUACACCCUGUAUAUUUCAAUAAAGCUAAUUAAAGUAUUGAAUUGAAUGUGUUCGUUGAAAACAGGUCCUUGUAUGGAAGUCAUGCAACUAGAUUUUGUAACAUUGAGCCGAGCUUUCGUUUUUGUAGACAUGUUUGCUUGUGUAUUUUAUUCAAGUAGGUACCAUACAGAAUGACUCUUUUUAUACAUUGACACAAAUAUAUUCGGUCUGGUGUCAAAUCAUAUAAAGUUGAUUGAUAUAUUUUCUAUUUAUAGUGUAGUAGAAAUACUUCUGGAUGCCUGUAUUAAGUUGUUGUUUUAAUUUAAAGAUGUUUAUUUUAAUCUCACCAAGUUAUGUUAAAAUAUAAGUGUUAUGUACACA
Plutella xylostella (diamondback moth) is the source of this 6189-nucleotide messenger RNA. RefSeq names its product Ubiquitin specific protease 15/31 (gene Usp15-31). Gene Ontology annotation, biological process: protein deubiquitination. NCBI's taxonomy places the organism in Eukaryota, Metazoa, Arthropoda, Insecta, Lepidoptera, Plutellidae. The record is from RefSeq and is a predicted model, not a curated record. Gene Ontology annotation, molecular function: cysteine-type deubiquitinase activity.